Tetrahymena thermophila SB210 is the source of this 552-nucleotide messenger RNA. RefSeq lists its product as hypothetical. The transcript has a single exon. The record is from RefSeq and is a predicted model, not a curated record. Lineage: Eukaryota; Ciliophora; Oligohymenophorea; Hymenostomatida; Tetrahymenidae.
AUGAGAUUAGAAAUAUUUUUCAAUGGAAGUAAUAAAAAAGUAAAUAAAUAAAUUGAAUAAAUCAAGUUAAGCAGUAUUUAGAAAAAAAUACAAUAUAAAUUUAUAUUUUUCUUUAUCCAAACUAAUUUUAGAAUAAAAUUUGUUAUAGCUUAGAGAUUUCAAUAUGAAAGAAAGCCUUUACACCCUCUAUCAAAAUCAAAAGCUAUUUAAAGAGAGAGCUUUUUUAAAAAUGAUGGAAAAAUAAAAAUUUCAUGCAUCUAUCUUUCUUUGUAAAAAAUAUUUCUUUUUGUUGUCUAUAAAAAGUAAAUAUUUUUAACCUGUAUUUGCUCCUAGAAGAAAUUUAAAAAAAACAAAAAAAAAAAUAAAAACUCUAUAAGCAGUAACAUUGGUUUAAAACAAACAAGCAACCAUUUUUAAUUUUAACUAAAACCAAUUUUGGAAUUUAUAAAUAAUAUGGUUUUUAAAAGCCAGGUACAUAUUUUUAACACAAUUGUAAUGAAUUACUUUUACUUUAAAGUAAAAACUGUGAAGAAAAGCUUAAUUUUUGAUUGA